This is a messenger RNA of Oreochromis niloticus (Nile tilapia), 1514 nucleotides long. It is a transcript of the gene cfl2, whose product is annotated as cofilin 2 (muscle). Gene Ontology annotation, cellular component: actin cytoskeleton. The transcript has 4 exons. The coding region runs from base 155 to 655 and encodes 166 amino acids. Gene Ontology annotation, biological process: actin filament depolymerization. NCBI's taxonomy places the organism in Eukaryota, Metazoa, Chordata, Actinopteri, Cichliformes, Cichlidae. The record is from RefSeq and is a predicted model, not a curated record. Gene Ontology annotation, molecular function: actin binding.
CGGUCAAGAACCGCCUCUCUUCCUCUUCCACUCCCUUCCAGACUCCCCCCUCCUUUCCUUCUUCUUUGGUCAGCCGGCCACAUUCCCUGCUACCUUUCACCCACGAGAAAUACCGUUCUGACAGCAAAGCAGUCCGGACAACCCCCGGGACAACAUGGCAUCAGGUGUGACAGUGAAUGAUGAAGUCAUCAGGGUGUUCAAUGACAUGAAGGUCAGGAAGUCUUCAACCCAGGAUGAGGUGAAGAAGAGGAAGAAGGCGGUGUUGUUCUGUCUGAGUGACGACAAGAAGACGAUCAUCGUGGAAGAGGGAAAGCAGAUCCUGGUGGGGGACAUCGGCGACACAGUGGAAGACCCCUACGCCAGCUUUGUCAAACUCCUCCCACCCAAUGAUUGUAGAUAUGCUCUGUAUGAUGCCACCUACGAGACCAAGGAGUCCAAGAAGGAGGACCUGGUUUUCCUCUUCUGGGCUCCAGAGAGCGCUCCACUGAAGAGCAAGAUGAUUUAUGCCAGCUCUAAAGAUGCCAUUAAAAAGAAGUUUACAGGUAUCAAACACGAGUGGCAGGCAAAUGGGCUGGAUGACAUCCAGGACUUUCGCACACUGGCUGAGAAGCUGGGCGGAAACACGGUGGUGUCUCUGGAGGGCAAGCAGCUGUGAUGUCUCGGCGACAAACUGAGCAGAGCCAAGCCAACCGCCGUGCCAUCCAGACUGAAGCACCUGACCCCACCUGAACACCACUGCUUCACCCAGCAGCUUGCUCUGUCUGUAUCAAUGUCCUGAAGGAGUUAGCAUCUUUAGGCCUCUUUGUUUUUCUUUUGGUUUUUGUUCUUUUUACUUUUUCCCUCCCCUGACAUUAAGAAGAUCUCAUUAACAUAAUGAUAUGCAAACACCUCCCAGUUUGUUGCCACAUGACUUCUGUUCACCUUUCAGAAACAAACAAGAGAUGACACUACCAAACCACAGGAAAGGCUGUCUCUCUCACACAGCCAGUUUUGCCAAAAAGUGAAAGACGCAGCCACGUGUGUUGAAAGCGAGCGUUGCGCCUCCAACAGCACACAGGUCACACUCACCAUGCUUUUUUUGACUUUAUUUAUUAUUAUAAAGUGUUUUUUCUCUCUCUCCAGUAUGUUUCAGCCAGACAGACACUGUUAGACUAUGCAUUCAGAAAAGAUUACCCAGCACUUUCUGUUGAAACACUACAGGUUAAGACAGCAAAGAUCCUGCAUUAAAUUCUCUGUAUUUAUGUCUCCAAGAUAAUUUGUUUACCUCAGCUUUCAUUUUUGUUGGACUCACUACUUUCUAGUUUUGGUCAUCGCCUUACUUUCAGUUUGAAUGUAACUGUCACACCAGAGUUAGAGUGCACUUUUAUUUUGUAAAGAAACACUAAAGGAUGCAGAUUUGACCCCAGCAGUGAGAGACUACCCCACAACAACACGACAUUUGGAGCCUUAAAGUGGAACGUUGUUUCUGAGAUCAAAGGAAGCCACUUUGCAAUAAAAGCCUGUGGCAGAACUGA